This is a messenger RNA of Dentiscutata erythropus, 6149 nucleotides long. The record is from the annotation of a GenBank genome assembly. Lineage: Eukaryota; Fungi; Glomeromycota; Glomeromycetes; Diversisporales; Gigasporaceae.
AUGAAAGAUAAUAUAAUGUCUAAAGAGCUAAAUAUUGGAGGGGGAAAAAAUCGGUACAAGUAUCAACCCUUCAAUGUUCUUGUAGAAAAUUUAAAAAUCGACAUUACGCAUACUGCGACAAAAGAACAAGAGCCUGAGGGGUUUGGAUCAUUCUUUUACGAAUCCCUGGAAUCAUGGAAAGAACUCAAUUUGUCAACACACUUUAAAAUUUUUGUACGUGAAGUCUCGGAAUAUUGUCAGUCAUUACCUCAAUUAAUAUAUCAUAAAGAAAAGAUAAUUCAAAUUUUGGAAAAACAUCUUCAAGUCGAAGAUAGCCUUGCUCUGGAACCAUUAUUGGAUCUUGUUACGAAACUGUCGAGAGAUCUGGAAAUAGAUUUUUAUCCAUUUUUUGAGCGAAUUUUUGGAGCAAUAAUACCUCUUACAAGACUUCGAGAUGUCAAAAUAUUGGAGUGGACAUUUAAAUGUAUAGCCUAUUUAUUUAAAUAUUUGUUCAAUCAAAUAAUUGGGGAUCUGUGUACAACUUAUCGACUCAUAGCACCUUUGCUUGGAGAGGAAUAUCAAAAGCCUUAUGUUCGUCGUUUUGCUGCUGAAGCAUUUGCAUUUCUUCUACGUCAUGCACAUGCUGAAAACCUUGCACAAAUAAUUAAUUAUAUAGUCGAUUCGUUUAGCGAAUCGCCAACGGAUGCUUAUUGUGAAGGAUUAAGCAUCUUAUGUUAUGAAGCUACUCAGUCACCGGAUAAUAUGCUUCAUGCUAAUACACCAACACUAUUGAAGGAAUUGUUGAACGCGUCAUAUAGACAUUCAAAAAAUGAUAUCAGCAUUGAAAAUAAUCCUGGCUAUCGCAUUCUUACUAUGACUACUGUUGCAAUUCUUCAUCAUACUAAAAAUGAAAAUAUUGGACCUGUAUGGAAUUUAUAUUUAAGUGAGGUAGAAAACGAGCUAAAUUGUAUAGUCCAGGACAAUACAAAUGAAAAUCAAUCUAUACCUGAUACAACGCAAUUUUUCAAUUCAUGUACAUCAUUGAUGAUGUUGUCCAAAUUGGAAGACAUUUUCGCUAGUGGAAAAGACAUUUUAGAUAAAAUUUUUGAGUACAAUGACGUCGAACCUGUUUUGUCAUUCUGUUUAUCUUUAGCGAACCUAAAAUGGGAACAUUACACGCAAUUCAUGCUUCCAUAUAUUGUUAGGUUUUCUUCAACUCAUUGGAAUGUGGCUUCAACGAAAAUUACUAUUUUUCUUGCACAUUUGCUAUUUACAAAAACCAUUUUAAUAUCUUCAGGCACUGUUUCUUCAUUUAUUACAAAGGAAGGAUUAAUAAAAUUUCCUAAUGCUAGUACGGAAGAAAUAAAAUGCACCGAAGACCAAAAUAUCACAGAUGGACUAAUAAGUUUGAUAAGUCGUGAUUAUGAUUGGGCCUCAGAGGUGCAUGAAACGAGUUUGUUGGACUUAGAUUCGGAAAAUAAGGAAAAUACACAGAUUUCGUGUUUAACAUUAGUAUCUGCAAAUCUCACUAUAGUAACGCGUGUAUCCGUGCCAUUUUUAAAGACAUUUAAUUCGCUAUUAUCUCUAAUUAAAUCAUUGAUUCGAUACCUUAAUUGUGAAAGUACUUCCUCAACAAUGCCGUAUCUAAAACGGCCUUUGACUCGUGGCUUUCCAUUUGUACUUGCACAAAAUUUGUUAGGACAAACAAUCACUACUGUAACUAAUUUAUGCAAAAGUUCUUUAGGGAACAAUGGAAUAGACCAUUUAAUUGGUAUAUGGAAUAUUAUUGUUGACGAAAUUUUGAUAGUAUAUUAUGCAAAUGAAGUUAUUUUGAGGUCUAUCGCGGAAUAUAUGGAAUAUAUGCGAACAAGUAAAAAAAGUGCCUUUUUAUUCGAUACAGAGGCUCUUGAGAAAAUAUAUCCCCAUCUAAAAUGCAACAUUGGCUCCUUUAUACAUCAAAGCCGGUUGUAUUCGUUGAAAAUUCUCAUGCUUUUCGAUCAAUUUCCAUUUAAUAAUGGGGAAACUUCUAAAAAUGAACAAGAGCCCUGCGAAAUAUUCGCAAUGGCUUAUAAAGUUGAGGAAAUUGAAACAUCUAUUGCAGAAUAUCGUAACAAAACUAUGAUGCUCCGAAGGAUAAAUACAUUACUAUCUACUAAGCGAGUACCAGAAUUUUAUUCAGAAGUCAUUCCAUUAUUCUGCUUUGGUUUGAAAGCUGCUAUCUGGACAGAAGCAAUCAAUAUUCUUGCAAAUGUUGCACAGAAUGAUCCUCGCACUUUCUGGAGAUUAAUACAUGCUGAAGUGUUCCGUCUUAACGAAUUUAAGUUCACGUAUUCUGGAUUUUCAACAAAGGUCCUUGAAUCCUAUUUCAAUAAGGAUACGAAUUUAUCAACUACUUUGACCAAAUUUGGUGGAAUAUCUUUUGAAUGUCCUAACUUAUCUAAAUUCAACAAGGCAGUGAGCGAUGGCUAUAAAUUCAUAACUAAUAAUUUUAUCAACAGUUAUAUUACACAUUUUAUCUCGAUUUGUGAUCCAGAAAAUGUAAAUUUUGACUAUUGGAAUAAUUACGGUCUCUUGAUUAGGACAUUGACAGAAGUCCCUCAUAUUGCUGAGCAGCACUCUCGACAGAUUGAUAAGGAAAGUCAAGAAACUGAAGUGGCAGCACAAGAUAGUAAAUCAUGCGAAACAAUAGAAACUGAAUAUGAAAAGAAAGAUGAUCUUGCCAAACAAUCCGCAAGGGAAAUCAGGUCUAAAAUGUUACUUUAUUUAAAGUUAUUUUCGAAAUUCAAGAAUCCACGUUCAGUAUACAAGUCUACAGAGUUACAAAAUAUUUAUUUGCGGCUAUUAAUGAGAGGAGACAUCAAAAUACAGAGUCCUGCAUUAGAAUGUUUGUUUACGUGGAAGUUCAAAGGCGUCACUCCUUAUGAAAAUAAUCUUCGUAACCUUGUUGAUGAAGCAAAGUUUAGGGAUGAAUUAUUAACAUUCUCGCUUAAUGCAGAAAAUGGUUCAAUAGAGUUAGAACAUAGGGCUGAAAUAAUGCCUAUUAUAAUACGUAUUUUAUAUGGUCGAGUGAUUGCAAGAAGGGGUAAAGCUUCAUCAAAGACUGGAAUGGGUGCCAGAAGAGUAGCUGUUUUGUCUGCAUUAAUCAAUUGUAAUCAAUCCGAACUCGAAUUUCUUGUUAAUUUACUCUUGGAACCUUUUACAGUAAUUCGUCAACAACCAGAUAUUAUUGAUAAUGAAUUCAAGUUUGUACCAAAUAUAACUGUUGAUAAUAUUGUUCCUUAUCGAAAACAACUUGGAUACCUGAAUUUUUUAGAAGAUUGCUUGAAACAAUUAGGAGCCUACUUAUUUCCCUUUAUUUCGGAUAUGCUCAAAGUCGUUUUGUAUAUGGUUAAUAGUGCACAAAAAAACUUGAUAUCAGAAGAUAAAAUGCGAAAAGAUCAGUUGGAUAUUAAAACUGAUAGUAAUAUUAUACCUGAUAACAUUGAAACAGCUAAUGAUGUAAAAGAUCGUAACCAACAAUUUAAAAUUAUUAGACAGCUUGGUUUAAAAAGAAUUAAUGAGUUUUUCAAGAUUCGUUCAUCUUUUAAUUAUCAACCCUACAUUAAUGCAAUGUUUAAUUCAUUUAUUUCAUUACGAAUUCCUAAAUUAAACAUUGAAAAUACACAAGCACCUUCUGCGUUAAUGGAAUUAUUCUCUACAUGGGCUUCAAACAGAGACUAUUUACUAUUUUUAGUUGAUUACAACAAAGAAGUGUUACCAAAAAUAUUCGCAUGCCUCUCUGCGAAAAAGGUCCGAGCGUCAGUUGUUUCGAUUGUUUUAGAUAUUAUAGAAAAUAUAUUGAAAAUUUGUGAAAAUGAAAUGGAAAUUGAUGAUCUUAUUCAGGCAGAUAGCACAAAUUUGAUCACUAAAGUGAUACGCCCUCACAUUUCUUCUUUGUUAGAUAACCUAGAAUAUGGGUUAUUACAACAUAGUCAAAAUGGUACAUUUGGUAAAGAUGCAUUUUCUAAGCGAGAAAUUUCAAUCCUUUCACAGAUUGCGGCAUAUGUUAAUAAUGGAGAACAAGCUAAAAAAUUGGUGGAUUUAUUAAUUCCACAUCUUCGAAAGACAUCUCGAUUUGUUACCGAACAAACCAAAACACAUAUUCUGAAAAUCAUUAAAAACUUUCUAUGCAUCAUUCCAGGGUUUGAACCGUCCAAUGAUUUAUUUAUAAAAUAUUAUGAACAAGUAUCUAGAGAGUUUUCGACGCUUCGCUCGCGAGAAUGCCGUAAUCUAUUGGUUGAAGUCCUCGAAGAAUUUUCCAAAUUAGAUAAUACGUUACAGGAAGUAGUAGAACUCAUUAAAGAACUUAAUUCAUUUUCGACAAUUAGAUUAAAUGAACCAGAUUUUGAAAAGCGUUUAGAUGCUUUUAAUCGUAUUAACCAAGAAUCUUAUAAAAUAUUUUCAGCAAUGCAAUGGUUGCCAUUGCUACAAAAUUGCAUCUUCUUUAUUCAAGAUCCUGAAGAACUUUCAAUUCGAAAUAAUUCAUCUUAUUGCAUAAUUCGGUUUAUUGAUCGUUUUGUGGAAUAUCGUAAUAAUACCAAUAAUAUAGAAUUCAAUAAUGAUAUUCAAAACAAAUUUCAGAAUAUUUUAAUUAAAGUUAUUUAUCCUGCAAUCAAAAAAGGCAUGAAGUUAUCGAUAGAACUAGUUCGUAUGGAAUUUCUUAAUAUACUAUGUUAUGCGGUUAAGAAAUGUUCUAUGCUGCCUCAAUUUGUUGAUAUGUCCUGUUUACUAUUCGAUGACGAAGAAGCAAACUUUUUCAAUAAUAUUUAUCAUCUUCAAAUGCAUCGUCGCGUACGUGCGAUUAAAAGGUUUUCUAACGAAUGUUCCAUGGGAAAGUUAAAGACAAUUGGUGUUAUUGCUAGUCAACUUCAAUGGGACCAAUAUUACGCUCUUUUAAAACAGUACAUGAAAUUUAUUUCACGAAAAUUAACAAUUGAAAAAGUAUUAAUUAGGACCAUUAUGACCGUUUUGGAUAAUUUUCAUUUCAAUAUUUCUGAGAGUAUAGUUAGAUCUCAGUCAUCAAAUAAAUUAGUUGAACUUGAAGGGAAUGAUAAAAGGGAUGAUAAAAGGGAUGAUAAAAGGGAGACAUGCGAUGAACCACAUUCAAAGGAGAUUGACAUGAUAACUGAAGAUGCUGAAGAGGAGGAGGAGGACGAUUCAAAUAAACAAGAUGAGUCAUUAAACAUUGAUGUACCGAAUGAUGCAAUAGCCGAGAAGGUUUUAUCUCAACGUAUUCACGAUGCUAUAAUAAGUCGAGUACUGCCUGGAUUGAAAUUAUAUUUGACCAAAUGUGAUGACAAUAAUAUUACGGUACGAGUACCUGUGGCAUUUGCGAUCACAAAAUUAUUAAAAGCUUUACCUGAGACGUCGCUUCGUCUCAAUUUACCAGGAUUACUCAUUACAAUAUGUCAAAUAUUAAGAAGUCGCAGUCAAGAUACUCGUGAUGUUACAAGAGAUACCAUAGUUAAAAUUUCAAAUUUUCUGGGACCUAUAUAUUUUUCAUUUAUUGUAAAAGAACUACAAGGUGCACUUACACGAGGCUAUCAGUUACAUAUCCUUGGAUUUACAUUACAUUCCCUCUUGUUUAAUUUAGCCCCAAACUUAGCGGUCGGAGACAUUGAUUAUUGUCUUCAACUAAUUGUGGAUAUUAUUAUUAAUGAUAUAUUUGGUCAUGUUGCAGAAGAGAAAGAUACAGAGGAAAUAACGGGUAAAUUAAAGGAAAUGAAAGCUAACAAGGGUUUUGGAUCAUUUGAGAUCCUCGCAAAAAUUAUCCGGUUUAAGAAUAUCGGUAUCUUGUUGACACCACUUAAAGAUAUUAUGCGAGAAACACAAAGUUUAAAGAUUUUGCGAAAAGUUGAAGAGGUAUUACAAAAAGUGGCAGUAGGGCUGAAUAAUAAUUCUGAAUUUGAGGCCAAAGAAACUAUAACAUUAUGUAAAGGACUUAUAUCACAGAAUCUUGAUAUAUCAAAAUCGGAACCAAAGGUUAAGACUGUUAAAACAAAUUUGGAGAUGAACUUUACGGUGCAAUUAAAACGUGACAUCACUGAACCCGUUGAUCAUUUUAACACAAAUGCAUAUCUUUUUGUGCAAUUUGGAUUAACAAUAUUUUCAUCUGCUCUUAAACACGAAAA